AUGGGAAUGAGGUUGGAAUCAGCAGAAGUUCAAGCGAUUUUGAAACAAUUUAUUAUUAGCGACGAUGAUUUGCUUACCAUUAGCGGUAAAAUAGAAGCAGAAAUGAAAGCUGGUCUUGCCAGUGUAGACGGGUCUUCAAUAGCUAUGUUGCCUUCUUAUGUACCUGCAUUACCGGAUGGAUCAGAGGAAGGCAAGUAUGUGGCGAUCGAUCUUUCUGGCAAAAAUUUACGUAUAAUGUUACUCACGCUUAACGGUAAAGGACGUGAACCGGCCGCUGUUAAUAACAAUUAUAUAGUACCAAAUCAUGUGAUGAAAGGCACUGGUGAUCAGCUGUUUACGUUUAUUGUUAACUGUCUGCAACGUUUCCUGCAAGAAUUUGGUCUAGUCGAAGCAAACUUACCCAUUGGUUUCGUCUUUUCUUAUCCAUGUGAACUGCUGUCUAUUCGAUCCGCACGACUCUUAUGGUGGACGAAAGGUUUUGACAUCAAGGAUUGUCUGCGGAAGGAUGUUGUUCAGCUGUUAGAGGAGGCUCUUGAAAUGAAUAUGGCAAGUUUUUCAACUUCUCUUUUUAGAAAAUCGACGAAGGCACAGAUCAAAGCAGUCAUGAACGAUACAGUGGGACAACUUGCGGCAGCCGGUCACAAAUAUGGCCCUGAAUGCACGAUCGGUGUUGUUAUAGGUUACGGAUGCAAUUCGUCCUACCUGGAAAAGACUUCCCGCAUCACGAAAUUUGACGCAAAGGCUAAAGGUUACAAACAUCCUAACAUGGUUGUUGUCACGGAAUGGGAAGAAUUUGGUUCGAAGGUGAGUUGA
Molecule: messenger RNA, 813 nt
Organism: Cooperia oncophora
Lineage: Eukaryota; Metazoa; Nematoda; Chromadorea; Rhabditida; Trichostrongylidae
Source: the annotation of a GenBank genome assembly